Osmerus eperlanus (European smelt) is the source of this 2262-nucleotide messenger RNA. RefSeq names its product glutathione S-transferase 3, mitochondrial-like. The record is from RefSeq and is a predicted model, not a curated record. The coding region runs from base 143 to 622 and encodes 159 amino acids. The transcript is spliced from 6 exons. Gene Ontology annotation, cellular component: endoplasmic reticulum; membrane; nuclear envelope. NCBI's taxonomy places the organism in Eukaryota, Metazoa, Chordata, Actinopteri, Osmeriformes, Osmeridae. Gene Ontology annotation, molecular function: glutathione transferase activity; glutathione peroxidase activity.
AUUUGUUUAAUACACGACUCUGUAAUCAUUUUGCUCCUUCCUUAACUGUUCCUAAUCGGGUUUAUCAGGUAAAGCCCUGCAAGAUUUCGAGUGUUUUGAUCGCAGCUGGGACUGUCGUCUACUUGGAUGCGGAAAUAACAGAAUGGUGGUGUUAUCCAAAGAUUAUGGAUAUGUGGCAAUCACUGGUGUUGCCAGUAUGAUCAUGAUUGGUCACCUUGCCUUAAAAGUUGGUAAAGCACGCAAGAAGUACAAAGUUCACUAUCCUCAGAUGUACAGUGACAACCCAGAGACUGGAGACAUCUUCAACUGUAUCCAACGGGCACACCUAAACACUCUGGAGACGUACCCUGCCUUCCUUUUCUGCCUCGCCGUUGGUGGUCUACAUAAUCCUCGGCUGGCCAGUGGUCUUGGGAUGGUAUGGGUUAUAAGCAGGGAGAUCUACGCACAUGGGUACUCCACUGGAGAUCCCAAGAAAAGGAUGAGAGGCUCGUUUGGUAACCUGGCACUGUUGGGCAUGAUGCUGACCACAGUCAACUUUGGCAGAACCCUCUUGGGCUGGAGUGGGCCUAGGAGAUUCCCUGGGAGAUUCCCUGGGAUGAGGGGUGCCCCUUUACCCCUUUAAGGUCCCAACUCAGAGAGAGUUCUACUGUAACAACAAGACAGGAGUGUUUUUUUAUGUAGUGUCUUGUUGCCAUUGGUAGAACUCCAGAAGGUCCAAAUAUGGGAAAACUGACUAUUGCAAUAUCAUCUUUAAGUGUCAAUAUCAAUAUACAUUUUAAUAUUAACACUUUUAAAUAAUUACAAUUAUAAUGCAUAUAUUAAUGUACUAUAUGAAUGACAUUCCGUAUGAUACUUUGGUCUUGUUCAGUCAGCUUUGAUUCAGAAGGGGUGAGAGCUGGGUGGAGAUGCAGGCCUGUUUGAAAGGGUUUGCAGGGAGACGUGUUUGCGGUCUGCGAGGGGUGUGGCUGUCCUCACUAAUCCAAGCUGCAUUGUCCAAAGUCCACUUUAACUUGUUUAAACACAUUCUAUGCAGGCAGUAUAAAUAUAUACAAAAAAAUCUUUUAAAAGAUAUUAAUCCAUCUACCUUUGAACAGACAUGAAUCAAAUGUGAGUUUUUCUUAACACAGGCUCAGAUGAAGGUUCAGUACACAGCUUGACACCUUUCCAUAUUGCAUUUAUUCAUAAACACAAUAAACAAACAGAUACAGAUCACUUCCAUUUUAUUAUGAAAAGGGAAAUAAUCCUUAUACUGUACCUCUAACAGUUAAGCCUGCAACCUUUAUUUUACCAUAUACACCACUUUUGGCACUUACAGGUAAACCACAAGGAUCACAUUUUAAAUAAUGUAAGCAUAAUUUGUUUAGGCACGUGUAUCACACAACAAAAUAAAGUAACCAAGGAACGUGUCAUAAUUUCACUUCCAUGUUACUGCAUGUCUACUACGAUAUUUCAAAUUCAAACAAAGUAGUGAUUAGCGAGACAUUCAUAAAAUAUUGAAUAAAUAAUUUUCCAUUGUAUACCCAACCAAUAAUACAUGUAUACUUAGAAAUAACUAUUUGAUCACAAUUUACCAAUCCUCUCCUAUUAAAACGAUGUACAUGACUUAAACAUGUCAUGCAAACUUACCUUGCGGGAAAUUUAGCAGCGAACAAUCACUUUCAUUAAUUUAUAUUAAAGAUAUGGCUUUUUAAAAUAAAUCAGGUGUUGUCUAGGUUGUGGCCUCUCGCCGUCACACAUACUUGUCACAACAUCUGUCUGUCAACUAAAGUAAGACCGAGGAUAGUUUAAGACAAACCUACUAGGCAUUUUGGUUUGAAAGAGCACUUCUCUCAUGUUUGGUCGAUUCAAGAACAACAUCACACAAUAUCUCUGUGGUGUUCUUAUGCAACAAGUCUAAUUCACUUUGUGUUUAGCUUCAUGAUGGAAUCUACAGCAACAUAAAGAUUGAUCUCAUACAUAUAGCUGUAUACUAUUUACCUUACCUGUAAUACUUAUUUACCUUACGUGUGUCUUAAUCAUGGAGUCUACAACAACAUAAAGAUUUCCUUUCUUUGUUACAGUGAGCCUAUUUGACCUUUUUGAAACAAGACUUCAUUACUGCUUACCCUCCACUAGGGGUCAAUGUGACUGUGUACAUUAAAGUGCUGUGCAUUCAUAAGGAGGUGGUCUCACGGGAAUAAAACAGUUCCCCAUUCAGACAAAACAUCCCACUUAUCGAAGGGAAUGAUUAGAUAGAGCUAAUAGGUAAACCAUCCAAUGAAA